Molecule: messenger RNA, 1959 nt
Organism: Papaver somniferum (opium poppy)
Lineage: Eukaryota; Viridiplantae; Streptophyta; Magnoliopsida; Ranunculales; Papaveraceae
Exons: 16
Coding region: 1-1707 (568 amino acids)
Biological process (GO): glucosylceramide biosynthetic process
Cellular component (GO): membrane
Molecular function (GO): ceramide glucosyltransferase activity
Source: RefSeq, a predicted model, not a curated record
AUGAGUCAAAUAGCUGUUGACAUUGAAGGUAAUACAUUUCAUAAAAAGCCUCUGCAGAAAUUCACUCUUCCUAAAAAACAUAAAUCAAAUCUAGGGUUUUCUUUGUUGAUUCAAGGAGAAGGAGAAGAAGAAGAAGAAGUCAUAUUAGCAAUGUUGACAUUAUUCGAACUUCUUGAUCCUUAUCUCUUUUCAGCUAGUCAAUUUUGUUGCAGUUCUGUUGCUGUUUUCAUCCAGAUCCAGGGAUGUUUGAUUUGCUUGACACUUGCUCUUGGAUGGGCUUUGGCUGCUUAUGUCAGAAAGAGAGAAGUUAAGCGUAUGAGGCGUAGUUUUAAGGAUGGAAAUACCUUUGCAUUCCUUUGCCAUAAUAUCAAUGAACUCGAGCAUUCUUUUCAGAGCAAGUUACCAAGAGUGUCAGUUAUCAUGCCUCUAAAGGGGUUUGGAGAACACAAUCUACAGAAUUGGAGAAGCCAGAUCACUUCUCUUUAUGGUGGUCCCUUAGAAUUUCUGUUUGUGGUGGAAAGUACAGAAGAUCCUGCCUAUGAAGCUGUUUGUAUGCUGCUCGAAAAUUUUAAUGAUGAUAUCGAGACGCAUAUUGUUGUAGCUGGGUUGUCGACUACAUGCAGUCAAAAAAUUCACAAUCAGUUAGUUGGUGUCGAGAAAAUGCAUAAAGAUACCAAGUAUGUCUUGUUUCUGGAUGAUGAUGUUAGGCUACACCCUGGAUCCGUUGGAGCCCUCACUGCUGAGAUGGAAAAAAAUCCCGAUAUAUUUAUUCAAACUGGAUAUCCUCUUGAUUUGCCUUCUGGAACUUUUGGAAGCUAUUGCAUUUAUGAAUAUCAUAUGCCUUGCUCGAUGGGGUUUGCUACUGGUGGGAAAACCUUCUUUUUGUGGGGAGGAUGCAUGAUGAUGCAUGCAGAUGACUUCAGAAAGGACCUGUAUGGCGUAGUCACCGGACUCAGAGAUGGUGGAUACUCUGAUGAUAUGACUCUAGCAGCAAUUGCAGGUCAACAUAAGAGGCUCAUCACAUCACCUCCGGUUGCCGUCUUCCCCCACCCUCUUGCAAGUGAUCUUAGUUUCCCAAGGUAUUGGAAUUAUUUAAGGAAGCAGACAUUUGUACUUGAAUCGUACAUCAAUAGAGUCAACUGGAUCAUGAAUCGUGCUUUAUUUGCCGUUCACUUCUACUUAUCAUGGGGAUUUGUUGCACCAUACAUCAUGGCAAUGAUUCAUACAGCAGCAGCAUUACGAGUAUAUUUCAGAGGUUAUUCAUUUGAUGGAACCUCUGCCACUGGUGGGUUGGUACUUGUGGGUUGUUUAGCGAUAUCCACUUUGAUAGAACUUUUUUCAAUGUGGAACCUGACGAAGGUUGAGAUUCAGCUCUGCAACGAUUUGUCUCCAGAAGGACCUCCUGUUUCCCUUGGUUCUUAUAACUGGGUACUUAUCUUUCUUGCAAUGCUGGUAGACAACUUCUUGUACCCUAUAUCAGCAAUAAAAUCUCAUUUCGGUCAGUCUAUCAAUUGGUCUGGUGUUCGAUACCACUUGAGGAAUGGAAAAAUUAGCAAGAUUGACAGAAAGAAAGAAUCGGCAUUCAGGUAUUCAGAUUUGGCAGGAAAAUAUCUCUAUGGAUACAAAGGAGCUAAAAAUGCGUCAUUCAUCAGUUACUUGACAGGAGGUUUGGUACGACGGCACCAACGCAGGCAAUCCCAAGAUUAAACAAAGACGAUUGUGAAAAGAUAUAGUUCUGGUAAAUCAUAUCGUACAACACCUUUUUGUGAAUGUCUACACUAGGUUUACUUUUCCUUUGUUUCAUUCUUUCUAUUGAAUUUAUUUGAUUCUUAAUUUGAAUUUCCGAUACUUUUCCACUGCCCAAAUUCAUUGUAACAACACAGAUUAACUGUAAUUUAGACAAUCCAGUUGUUUAAAAAUUGUCAUGUAAGAUAAUUCUCAAUUAAAACCUUCUGUGCA